AUGAAGCUCUUUAUGAAGAAGAAAGAGGCAAAGCGAACGUGGUUGGAGCGUUUCCUCUACAUGGUCGCCGUGAGCGACGCGCGCGGUGGAGCGGACUCGCUCGUCCUGGACAACAUCGUCCAUCACGCGUCGCCCAAGCUCAUGGACGUGAUGAGGGCCAAGUACGACCCCACUCGAUCCGACUAG
Molecule: messenger RNA, 186 nt
Organism: Peronospora matthiolae
Lineage: Eukaryota; Oomycota; Peronosporomycetes; Peronosporales; Peronosporaceae
Source: the annotation of a GenBank genome assembly